Messenger RNA from Knipowitschia caucasica, 258 nucleotides. NCBI's taxonomy places the organism in Eukaryota, Metazoa, Chordata, Actinopteri, Gobiiformes, Gobiidae. The record is from the annotation of a GenBank genome assembly.
AUGACAGAUGACUGUUGGUUUUACAAGGUGAGUAUCCCUCGCUCCGCGCUGCUGCUGCCGCGCACCUACAAGGCUCAUCGCAGGAGCAGCUUCGACCCGUCAGACAGCCUGGCUCUGCCCUCUCAUUGUCUGUCUGGUUGGUCAAACACAGUUCAAAGUACUGCAGCUGCUCAGAGUAACCUCGAUCUGAGGAGCAGCGUGGACACAGAGAAGGAACCUGAAAACCAGGAUCUAAAGGAGAACACCAUAGAGAUUUAA